Syngnathus acus (greater pipefish) is the source of this 1650-nucleotide messenger RNA. RefSeq names its product alpha-2 adrenergic receptor-like. The record is from RefSeq and is a predicted model, not a curated record. The transcript has a single exon. Bases 85 to 1308 code for a protein of 407 amino acids. Gene Ontology annotation, molecular function: alpha2-adrenergic receptor activity. Gene Ontology annotation, cellular component: membrane. Gene Ontology annotation, biological process: regulation of vasoconstriction; platelet activation; adenylate cyclase-activating adrenergic receptor signaling pathway. NCBI's taxonomy places the organism in Eukaryota, Metazoa, Chordata, Actinopteri, Syngnathiformes, Syngnathidae.
UCACACUGCAUGUUUUGCCUUUCGGUGUACACAGAUUAUAGCGGGACUUUAUUUUACUACUGUUAUUAUUAAUAUGACGCCAGGAUGGAUUGGCUCAACAGCACCGGACUGGACACGGUCAUCCAGCUAAACGCGUCCGACGGCUACUCAUCGGCGGCCGUCGCCAGCAUCGCCGCCCUCGUAAGUUUCCUCAUCUUGUUCACUGUGGUGGGCAAUGUGCUGGUGGUGAUCGCCGUGCUGACAAGCCGGGCGCUCAAAGCCCCCCAGAACCUGUUCCUGGUCUCCCUGGCCACGGCCGACAUCCUGGUGGCCACUCUGGUGAUGCCGUUCAGUCUCGCCAAUGAACUCAUGGGCUACUGGUAUUUUGGCAAAGUUUGGUGCGGGAUCUAUUUGGCGUUGGACGUUCUUUUUUGCACGUCCUCCAUCGUGCAUCUGUGCGCAAUAAGCCUGGAUCGCUACUGGUCCGUCACGCAAGCGGUUCAGUAUAAUUUAAAGCGGACUCCCAAGCGGGUUAAGUGCAUCAUCUUAAUUGUGUGGCUCAUAUCUGCUUUGAUUUCCUCUCCACCGUUGUUGUCUAUGGAGAGGAACAAGGAGAGAAGCGCUCAGCCCCAGUGUGAGCUCAAUGACGACAGUUGGUAUAUCAUUUCCUCCAGCGUAGCUUCCUUCUUCGCCCCUUGCCUCAUCAUGAUCCUGGUCUACGUCAGGAUUUACCAGGUGGCCAAAACCAGAACCAGGAGCAUGUCGGAGAAGAGGCGGCCGGACAGCGGGGUCGUUCAAACAGAGAACGGGCACUGCCAGUGUCCGCCCACCCCGAGUCACCGGACAGCCACUCAGGGGCAACACACGGAGGAAGCCGACCUGGACGACAGUUCAUCAUCAGAGGGGAAAGGCGGAAGGAGGCAACCAGAAUGCCCUCAAGGGAACCCCAAGACGAGCUCCUUGACCAAAGAGGCCGCGUGCGACUCCAGAGUCAGCAACAAAGCCAUGGACCUUUUUGCCUCCAGGAAGAAACGGAGGAGCUCCAUUGCGCUGAAGAAGCUCUCUCAAGCCCGGGAGAAGAGGUUCACUUUUGUCCUCGCUGUGGUCAUGGGGGUGUUUGUCGUGUGCUGGUUCCCGUUCUUCUUCAGCUACAGUCUUUACGGCGUGUGCAGAGACUCUUGCAAGAUUCCAGAUCCACUCUUUAAGUUCUUCUUCUGGAUCGGGUACUGCAACAGCUCCCUCAACCCGGCUAUAUACACCAUCUUUAACCGUGACUUCAGGCGUGCCUUCCACAGGAUCUUGUGCAAGUCGUGGAAAAAGUCCUUUUAGGGUGGCAACCUGAAAGCUCAUGUUUCCAGUUGAAGUCCUGGGUUCCAAUUUUUCCCAGACCCCAUCUUCAAGUUCUGCUCCUUAUGGCCCAUCUAUACCAUCUUCAACCGUAACUUCAGACAGGCCUUCCAGAGUGUCACAGGCAGUUUGUGGAAAAAGUAUAUUUUUGCGAGGCAACCUAAAAUCUUUCCGUUUUAAGUCCAGUCCACAUCAUUUCCAGACCCCCUCUUCAAGUUCUGCUCCCCAACCCAGACAUCUACACCAUCUUCAACUGCAACUUCAGGCAGGCAACCUGAAAUCUCAGAAGUUUGGAGUUUCAAGUCACAGUUCCUGACCUUCCUC